CCUUUACGGACCAUCAGAUCAGCAGCGGAUUCACAAAACAAAUCGCGUGUGAUAACAGGAGGAAUCCCAUCAGGUACUAGUGAUAAAGCGAUAGCGAUCCAAGCCAUCGAAAUGGCCAACGCCUUCCGCACAAUGUUCCCGGUGGUAAACCGGGAACUGCUCAACUGGUUUCCGGGCCACAUGGGCAAAGGCAUGAAGCAGAUGCAGCAGAAGCUCAAGCAGGUCGAUUGCGUGAUCGAAGUGCACGACGCCCGGAUUCCGCUGUCGGGGCGUAACUCCGAGUUCCGGUACACGAUCAGUGGGGUCAAACCGCACAUACUGGUACUGAACAAGAAGGACAAGAUCGACCGCAGGAUGCAGGGACGGAUUGUGGACCGACUGCAGCAGGAGGACUCCGAGGCGCGGCACGUUUUGUUCACCAACUGCAAGGACCAAUCAUGCAACGGUAUCCGGAAAGUGAUGCCCCUAGCGCAGGACUUGAUUCUUAGUUCGAAUCGAUUCAACCGGGCGGAUCAGAAAGAGUAUUGCAUUAUGAUCAUAGGAGUUCCCAACGUGGGCAAGUCAUCCCUUAUCAACGUGCUCCGGAAUCGUCAUCUGAACAAGAAGGGCGCAUCACAGGUCGGUGCCGUGGCCGGCAUUACCCGAAGCGUGUUGAACAAAAUUAAAAUCUCCGAGGACCCUCUAGUGUAUCUGUUGGACACGCCGGGUAUUCUGAAACCCAACAUAGCGGACACGGAAACCGGAUUACGGCUAGCAUUAGCAGCCUGCCUUCAAGAUCACCUGGUAGGAGAGGAGCUCAUAGCUGACUAUCUUCUCUACCUGAUGAACAAACGGGGGAACUUCAAAUACGUAGAAGUGAUGGGUCUCAAAGAACCGACCGAUUCGAUAGCGGAAGUGCUGAUAGCCGGAUCGAAGCACCUGGAUAAGACGGUCCGCGUUCGACACUACGACGGAUCGUUCGUAAUCCGACCGGACGCGAUGCUGGCUGCAAGGCAUAUGAUCAAAGCUUUCCGCACCGGUGCCUUUGGAAAAAUCCUAAUCGACGAAGAUAAGUUUGUCUGAAACGCUGGAAGUAGGUUAACAAAUUCGUCAUAGUUGGCUAAGCAGCAAAAGUACUUGUUUCCUUCUUAAUCAAAGUAGUCGUUUAUUAAAUCUAAAAUAGUUCUUCCUACAUCUAAGCUUG
This is a messenger RNA of Aedes albopictus (Asian tiger mosquito), 1183 nucleotides long. Its product is annotated as mitochondrial GTPase 1. Gene Ontology annotation, molecular function: GTPase activity; GTP binding. Gene Ontology annotation, cellular component: mitochondrion. Bases 112 to 1062 code for a protein of 316 amino acids. The record is from RefSeq and is a predicted model, not a curated record. NCBI's taxonomy places the organism in Eukaryota, Metazoa, Arthropoda, Insecta, Diptera, Culicidae. Gene Ontology annotation, biological process: mitochondrial translation. The transcript has 2 exons.